Morone saxatilis (striped sea-bass) is the source of this 3713-nucleotide messenger RNA. It is a transcript of the gene ppm1da, whose product is annotated as protein phosphatase, Mg2+/Mn2+ dependent, 1Da. Gene Ontology annotation, biological process: protein dephosphorylation. Lineage: Eukaryota; Metazoa; Chordata; Actinopteri; Moronidae. The coding region runs from base 136 to 1812 and encodes 558 amino acids. The record is from RefSeq and is a predicted model, not a curated record. Gene Ontology annotation, molecular function: cation binding; mitogen-activated protein kinase binding; protein serine/threonine phosphatase activity. The transcript has 6 exons. Gene Ontology annotation, cellular component: nucleus; cytosol.
ACGCCAACACGUUCGAGCAUGCCUACUACGCUCGAACAUAAACAAAGGCAGGACGCUGCGCUGCAAUUAACUCUACUUUCCUGUAAUUUUAUAUGCUAACUGCCGAAAAUUGGAGAGCGACUUAUUUCUGGAGCCAUGGAAAACGCAUUAUUGAUGCGAGUGAGCGUUUUUACCGACCAAGGAGGCAGGAAAUACAUGGAAGAUGUGACCGAGGUUAUAGUAGAGCCCGAGCCGGGAGAGGACGAGCCGACGUCGGGAGAGCCGGAGGAUAGCAGCAGGGGAGACUGCUCGGUCAGUUUGCUGCAUGGGGACGCGCAUCCAGACCGGACGGGUGAAAUCGAGGAGUCCUCGCUUGUUUCAGAUGCAUUGUGCGAACCCGAGCGAACUGACGACCUAAAUAUAUCAGUGGAAACAUCCCUGCAGGGGGGUCAGAGCCCGCCGGGAGCUGAGACGAGCACCGCGACUCGUUCCCGCCGUUCCGUCGCGUUCUUCGCUGUGUUUGACGGGCACGGGGGUCGCGAGGCUGCGCAGUUUGCACGAGACUACCUCUGGGAGUUCGUGAAGAAGCAGCGGGGCUUCUGGUCCGACUGCGACCGGGAGGUCUGCGCCGCCAUACGCAAAGGAUUUGUAGCGUGCCACCAUGCUAUGUGGAAAAAGCUCCCUGAAUGGCCAAAGACACUUACAGGCCUUCCAAGCACAUCGGGCACCACAGCCAGCGUAGUGGUCAUCCGAGGAAACCGUAUGUAUGUUGCCCACGUUGGGGACUCUGCAGUGGUUCUUGGCGUCCAGGAUGACCCAUCAGUCCCAUUCAUCAGAGCUGUGGAAGUCACACAAGACCACAAACCCGAACUGCCCAGAGAGAGGGAGCGUAUCGAAGGUCUGGGAGGGAGUGUGAUCAAGAAAUCUGGUGUGAACCGGGUGGUCUGGAAGAGGCCAAGGCUGAGUCACAACGGCCCCGUCCGGCGGAGCACUGUCAUUGACCAGAUACCGUUCUUGGCAGUAGCCCGGGCUCUUGGUGAUCUGUGGAGCUAUGACUUCUACAGCGGGGAGUUUGUGGUUUCCCCCGAGCCAGACACUAGUGUGGUGAUCCUCGACCCCAGAAAACACCGCUACAUCGUCCUGGGCAGCGACGGCCUGUGGAACAUGGUGCCACCCCAGGAGGCUAUCUCCAUGUGUCAGAACAACGACGAGGCAAUGGCACCAUGUGGGGUAUCAAGUGCCCGUCAGCUGGUCAGCCAUGCUCUGCUACGGUGGCGCCAGCGGAUGUUACGCGCUGACAACACCAGCGCCAUCGUAAUCGCCCUGCAGGAGCCUGGCACCCCCCAGGACACCCUGCACCACGAGGAGGUGCUGCUCGACUUAGCCAAGGUGUCCCAGUGUCCUCCCACCUCCAUAUCCCGCGCUGACACUCCUCUCCUACAGCGCUCUCCAGAGGAAGACUCUCCCUCCGCCGUGUGUGAGCUCCUCCCUGCUUUGGAGCGGCGGGACGGACUGUCAGGAAGCAACAGCCUGUACCACAUGAAUCUGUCUGACCCGUUCGCUCUGGCUCCGCUGUGUCCACACAGUAGUGUUGAGCUGGCCGGUCAGUCCGAGCCCACUGACAGGACAGUCGGCUGCAGGACACCCAACAGCAAAAGAACUAUUGACAGCUCAUCGGCGUCGCAAGCGGGCCCGUCGGCCAAGAAAGCCCGGCGCAGGACUGCCGACAGGCCGCCGCUAGUCCAGCACAAUGCAGAGAAGAAACAGAAGGAGUCCAGUAACGUCUCCCCCAUUCUCCAGCAGCACAACAAGACCACAGUGUGUGUGUGCUGAAACACACACACUGACACAUCAACCUGCUGCCUCCCACUGUCAGCAUCGUCUCCAGUGGCGUUUCUUUUCCUUUUGUUUGCUAUUCUCCUGCACAUUCUCACAGAGGUUGUGGAAAGACCUGCACCAGUACAAUACUUGUUUUUGUGAAGACAUCUUGUGUCUUUGUCUCAAACUUCCUCCCUGAAAUGCAGAUUCUUGUCUUCUUCAGAAUCAAAUGUUUGAUUCAUGUCUUACUUCAAUUCUUUCUGCUAACAGUUGUAAGAAAUAAGUAUAGCUAAUGAUGCUGGUGUAAAUAUUAUCCAUUUUAUAGGUGAACAUUGAAAAGUAAGUCAAACUGUUCAUUUAAAACAAAUAUAUAUUUUUUAUACAUUCUUUAAUGAAACUUUAGAUGAGCUCCACCACAGCCUCCAUCUCCACCUCACUCUCCUCACAUAACAUUGUGUGUACACCCUGUGUUUAAACAUAUUUAUGUAUUUUUAUUCUUAUAACUUUAUCACUGGAGACUUGUCUUGAAUAUAAACUGAAGGUGCUGCUACAGUCACAAACUAUAAGCUACUACAUUGUGUAUAUUGGUAUAUAAAUAUAUGUAAUAAGUGUUGGUAGCAUUCGUCUUUGUUUGACAGCAUGUAUUUUGCCAUAACACAUCUGCCCCGGUGAGGUUUCAAGUGAAGGUAUUAUUAAGUUUUAAUCGCAGACUACAUCCUAAGGGACAGGUCCACUCUCUUAAUCAUCCUACAUUGUUGUAAUUUGUCACAAGAAACUACAUUUUGGUGUCUUGACUUGUGGGCCUGUGAGCCCCCCCAUCCAUACAUCAGGCAGUGAUUUCCUGUGUUUCCGAGAAUGCCUUUCUACAGCCCUCUGCUGUGCUGAAGCUUUAGCAGGAGUGUCUGUCUUUACAACGAUAGAUUUCUCCCUCUGCUGAACGUCCAGGUGGCUCUAAAACAAAGACUUCCUUUGGUUCUGAGGGACCAACACAAAAGCCAAUGUUUACAAUUGAUGAUGAUGAUGAGUAUUUUGUGCGGCCAGACUUCCACUGUGGCCGCACUGGAGGUAUCAGUGAUGUCCUGUUCAUGUUUGGCCAUACAUCUGUAUGAAAAAGAAAAAUGCUCCAUCACAAGCAUGUUGGUCCCUACGGACUGUCUCGCAUCACCAGUCCAUCUUUGUUUGCAACAAGACAAUAACUGUUGAGAGGUUUCUUUAGCAUUCUCCUUAUACAAGCCAUUGUCCCUCCAUGCUGCAGCUGCAGUUGUAUUGUUACUGAUGUAUGCACAAGGCUCAUUUGUGAGUAAAUCCACUCUGCAUGGACUUUCUAAGAGAAUACUUUUGCACUAUUAUGGUGACCUUAAUUGUUUUUGAGAAGGGACUUGUUUUCUGUCCUGAAAAUGAAACUGAUGCAGUCAAAAAUGAAAUUAAAGCAAAUGGAGAAUGUCUUAGGACAAAACUGAUUUUAACUUUAACAAGUUGAAAAUUUGAGUUUGUGGAACAUGGCCGGGCCCUCCUUCUGAUUCUCAAAUGACAGGUGAGAAACAUAAAUUUUUGAGAGCAUAAUGACCAUUACGCAGAUAAUGCGGAUGUCUCAAUCUUUGCAAAACCUUGUUAUGUGACGAUGAUGUAUUUUAAGUGCAAUUUCUAACAAGAAUUUGUAGCAUUAUGGAUUGGUUCAAAAAUAUUGUAUGAUGUUGAUUGACAGUGUUGGAGGAAGGAUAAUGUUCAUGUUUGACAUGUUCUCUUUGAAAAUACUGUCUGUUACUGGGCUCGGGAUCCCUGUAUGAUUUUUAUAUACUAUUUUUGAGUUGUUACUCAUUUAUUAUCCCUGAUUCAGAUGGCUGUGCUAACAGCAUAAAAUGCAUGUGUACAGUGUAAAUGUGAAAAACACUUAUCUGGAAAUAAACCUAUUUAAA